CUAUACCAGCCCAUAAACCGCGAGACCCCCGUAACUUACCGUCGACGACAAACAAUCUAUUUUGAAUUCAUAACAACUCCUUUCGAUUCAAUAAUUGAACUACUUGUUAGUUUUUCCGGCCGAUUUUGAUUUUACACACGCAUGUGGAAAUACUUCGUCUGAAAGGCGGGAAUUGUAGGUGAACAAUCGAGUACAUGCAUGAUGGGAGCUGUCGCACUCGCACAACGUACGCUUUUCGACCACUGUUGUCUGUUCUACACCGCGAGACUGGACAUGCAAAAGACGACGAGCCUAAGAAGCUGUACAAUGAAAAUGAUACCAGUGGUGAAAUUCAGUGAAUUCACAUUCAUUGCUUCCAACGGGGAUGACGAUGUAUUAUAUAUAUAUAAUUAGCUUGCAUACCUAUUGUAUGCAGCAAUCUGUUAGGUCUCCAAAAGAAAAAGAGUGAUCAUUAGUAAUACCAGAGAGAUGAUGAGUUCUUCUUCACGAGCUUGGUGGCUAUUUGCAGCUGUAGCUGUAGUAGUACUUCUUCAUCAGCUUUGCUUCCUUCCUGCUACUACAGCGGCUGCCUCCAAAAUCAUUCCGAGCAACGAGACGGAUCGAAUGGCGUUGUUGGAGUUCAAGUCCAUGAUUUCUGGCGACCCUUUGGGGGUUUUGAGCUCGUGGAAUGAUUCCACCCACUUCUGUCAGUGGUAUGGUGUGUCCUGUUCCAAAAGACACUUUGGGAGAGUGAAGGUCUUGGAUCUCAGUUCCGAAAGACUCUCGGGCUCCAUCUCGCCACAUGUUGGCAACCUCAGCUUCCUCACGAAGCUGGUUCUUUUGAACAACAGCCUGAAUGGAGGAAUUACUUCAGAAAUUGGGCGCCUCCGCAGAUUGCAAGAACUCAACCUCUCCGACAACUCGCUCGAGGGUGAGAUCCCGUCCAACAUCUCGGGAUGCUCUGCCCUUACGAUAUUCGAUGUAUCGCGAAACAAAUUGGUGGGACAGCUACCAUGGGAGCUUGGAUCCUUGAGCAAACUCCAAUUUUUUGCUGGAUCAGACAACAAUCUAACAGGAAGCAUCCCCCACUCUAUUGGCAAUUUGUCAUCUCUGGUGGAUUUCUACGCACCAAACAACCAUUUGAGUGGGAGAAUUCCCGAUUCUCUUGGCCAAUUGAAGAGUGUUCUAAGCUUGACUCUGAUGUUCAACAACUUACAUGGUGAGAUCCCUGCUUCCAUUUUCAAUCUCUCUGCCCUUUUAACUCUAUCCUUUGGAUUCAACAAGCUCCACGGCAAUCUUCCUAGAAACUUGGGAAUAUCACUUCCAAAUCUUCAAUGGUUAGAUGUGGUUGACAACCAAUUUAGUGGCAGUAUUCCUCCUUCCUUAUCCAAUGCCUCCAAUUUGGUUCAACUUCAACUGGCCACCAAUAAUUUUACCGGUAGCAUGCCUAGUAUGGGAAGCUCUCACAAACUUGAGCACUUAAUCAUCUACAAAAACUCUCUUGGAAGUGGAAAAGCUGACGAUUUGAGUUUCCUCUCCUCUUUGACUAAUUCUAGUAGCUUGAAAAAAUUGAUCAUCCAUAAGAAUCACUUUGGAGGCAGUUUACCAGAACAAAUUGGCAACUUGUCAAAAAAUUUAGAGAUGUUGAGCAUUGGUGGUAAUGCAUUAGAAGGAAGCAUUCCAAGUGGAAUACAAAAUAUCGUCAACAUGCAACGGUUGGAUGCAUCAUACAACAAUCUUACAGGUACCAUCCCGUUCGUCAUCGGCAACAUUCAAUCUCUACGAAUGUUGGAUUUGAGUGGAAAUAGAAUUUCAGGAUCUAUUCCACCAACGUUUGGUAACCUGACCGAGUUGAUUCAUUUAUCUCUAUCUGAUAAUAGUCUAUGUGGUGAAAUUCCCCAAGUUUUUGAGAAUUGUCGAAAUUUGGUAUCCGUACAUCUUGCGUGCAACAACCUGAGUGGUAAGAUUCCCCCACAAAUCAUAAUGAGUUCUACCUCAUUAGUCUACUUAAACUUCUCUCAUAAUCAUCUCAUUGGUGCCCUUACGACUGAAGUAGGAGGACUUGUAAAUUUGGAGGUAUUGGAUCUGUCUCAUAACAUGUUGUCAGGUGAAUUACCAACUUCUCUUGGUAGUUGUGCAGUAUUGGGGUCACUGUAUUUGCAAGACAAUCUUUUGCAAGGAAUCAUUCCUUCUUCUCUUGGUUCAUUGAGAGGUAUUCAAGUGCUGGACAUCUCUGGCAACAACUUAUCUGGUCAAAUUCCAAAAUCGUUUCAAGAGAUGAAGCUAUUGCAGCUUUUGAAUCUGUCUUACAACAAUCUCGUGGGUGAAGUGCCAUCAAAUGGAGUCUUUAUGAAUGCCAGCAUCAUUUCACUCGUUGGAAAUGACAAGCUCUGUGGUGGUGUGGCUAAACUUAGCCUUCCACCUUGUAGCAACAGACCAAAAAAGAAGACAUUAUUGAGCCAUAAGUCGAUCAAGAUUGUCGUAUUGGUAGUCAUCGGUCUAUUGUUUUUGGCAUUCAUGGGUUCUUGCUUGCUUAUCUUUUGGUUUAGGAAGAGGGGAAAACGAGAUACACUUUCCGCUGAUGAUUCACAACUGCUAUUGUCCUACCACGACCUCCAUAAAGCUACAGAUGGUUUCUCCGCGGCAAAUCUUAUCGGUGUGGGAAGCUUUGGUUCCGUGUACAAAGGAUUCAUCGAAGCAAAUGGGAUUGGAAGCACUGUCGCUGUGAAAGUGUUCAACCUUCAGCGCAACGGAGCUUCCAGGAGUUUUAUGGCAGAAUGUGCAGCCUUGAAGAACAUCAGGCACCGAAAUCUUUUGAGGAUACUCACAGUGUGUUCAGGUGUUGAUUAUCAAAUGGAUGACUUCAAGGCUCUCAUCUACGAGUUCUUGGCCAAUGGUAGUCUGGAAGAAUGGUUGCAUCCAGUGGGAAGUAGUACAAAUGAGCCUCCAAGAACCUUGAGUUUCCUCCAGAGGUUCAACGCCGCAAUAGAUGUUGCUACUGCAAUGGAUUAUCUUCACCAUCAAUCUGGAACGCCUAUUGUUCAUUGCGACCUGAAGCCGAACAAUGUGCUGCUUGACGAGGACAUGGUAGCCCAUGUUGGUGAUUUUGGGUUGGCAAGAUUCCUUCAAACAGUUGAUGAUCCCUCUCCACCAGGCCAUGCAUCAAGCUCCAUUGGCGUAAAGGGAACGGUUGGCUAUGCUCCUCCUGAAUAUGGUAUGGGAAAUAAAGUCUCAAUACAAGGUGAUGUCUACAGCUACGGAGUUCUCUUGCUUGAGGUUUUCACUGGAAGGCGACCGACAAAUGAGAUUUUCAAGAAUGGCCUGAGCCUACAUGGUUUUGUUAGAAGUGCUCUAUCAGAAAAGCUAAUAGCAAAAGUUGUGGAUCCUAUUCUUCUCAAUGAGUUGUCACUUGGCCAAGCAACCCAUUCCUACGUCAAUAGUAGCAGUAACAACUCAGAGGAAGCCAACUACAACAAAAGCCACAUACUAGAGGAGGCUCUGAUCUCCAUUCUCGAAAUAGGCGUUGCUUGUUCUCCAGACUCCCCGGAUGAGAGGAUUAGCAUGAGUGAGGUUGUAACUAGACUUGUCUCUUUGAAAACGUUGCUUCGUGAUAAACUUGCUCGAAGACGAAUGGGCGGGAGGUGAUGAUUAGCUUGCUUUGAUCGACAAUGCUGAUAUAGGUGCUUCUUCAUAUGGAUGCUUUUUCUGAAUUUAAAGAAUGUAUUUUGAGUCAUAUCAAGAUUGUAUGAAUUCAAAAUAAAGUUGAGUGUUUAACUCGUUUAACUGUUAGCGUACAACGACAACAUAUCGAGCUACGUGCAUCUAGUUUAAAAAUAGUGAGAUAUUGCCCAUUCUUGCUCUAACUUGCGAUUUUGUGCACUAUGUUAAAACAUGCUACAAGAGAUAUUGACGUGGAAAUGUGCGUGCAAUGGAUGUGCAGUCGCAAUACAUAAAGGGGGACCUCAUCGUCAAUGGCGGGUCUUCUGCCAUGGAACUAGAAGAAUGACCUCUUGUUGAAGGGAAGAUUUACCACGUUUCUAGCUAAAGCUUUGGCUUUUAUUGUGUCUUUUUGGGCUAGGAGUUCCGGUUUGGUGGUGCCAAUUUAGCCGCAUGAUAUGUCACUUCCAAAAACUAUCAUUCACGUACAGAAAUGCCGACCAUUUGCAUGUGUCGGCAUUGUCCAUAUUGUAACAUUAUGUCUCUUUCGUACUCCCCAAAAAUUAAGUUCAUAGAUUUGCAUUACCCAUGUUCCAAUGCCUAUGACAUCCAUGUGUAUUAGAUGAUGGCUUCAUGCCUCGUCCUCAAAAUGGAUUAGACCCUAAUGAGAGGUUAUGGACUAUAUGAUUUUGACUUCAUGGUAUGUAAAUUUUCAUCCAAAUCGUAAAAAUUUGUGAAAAAGGUUGCGUCUUAUGAAGAUUAUUGAACAAUCAAGUCAAGUAAUAGACUAGACAGAAAAUGGGUAGCAACAGAAAUGACGUGUAGAAAGAAAGUUAACAAAUUUUGUUGAGUCGUGUACUCGUGUUGUUCUCUCUAUUGUGUUUGGAGAGAGAAGACUUGGAUAGGUUACGGAUUGACCUAAGGUAAGGAAUGGAAACCUUGUGUGUGUGUAUAUGUUGAAGCAAGUUUCUAGAAGUUGGAAACUUGGGUUUGAUGAAGUCAUUAAGGAAUUUGAGAAUUUGGCUCUAUAGAUAACAAAGAUGAGUUUCACUUAAGAAAAAAAAAGAUAACAAAGAUGAGCCUUAUAUUUACAAGAAAGUUAGUGGAGCAACCGAGACAAAAUUUACCUUUCUAAAUUUGUAUGCACACACACAACACACACAUAUAUAUAUAUAGUUCAGGCUAGCGUACGCCCGGGCGUACCUUAGUCUACCGUACGCCCGUUGAGUUUUGCUAUUUAGACAAUGAAUUAACCGGAGUUUUUGGCAUGAUACUAUACCCUAACCUCUAAUGGAUAAACCCUAGUCCCUAAUUCACUAAUCCAAAGCAUAAUAUUCAUUUAAUCUUGAAAUGAAAAUCAACGGUCUUGAUUUGUCAAAAUUAUUGUUGAUUUAAUUUUUAAGAUUAAAUGAAUCUCAUGAGUUGGGUUAGAAAAUUAGGGACUAGGGUUUAUCCAUUAGAGGUUAGGGUAUAGUAUCAUGCCAAAAACUCCGGUUAAUUCAUGAUCUAAAUAGUAAAACUCAACGGGCGUACGGUAGACUAAGGUACGCCCGGGCGUACGCUAGCCUUUGCUAUAUAUAUAUAUAUAUAUAUAUAUAUAUAUAUAUUCUUUUAUACAUACUUAUUUACUACACAUUAAAGAUUUAUUUGUCGA
Messenger RNA from Linum trigynum, 5290 nucleotides. The record is from the annotation of a GenBank genome assembly. NCBI's taxonomy places the organism in Eukaryota, Viridiplantae, Streptophyta, Magnoliopsida, Malpighiales, Linaceae.